UAAAGCUAGUGACGCUAUUCCCAACCUGAAGCGACACAUUUCUGCAUAGCAUCAAUAUACAACCUCAGCCCGGCAUAUGGCGUUUUUGUCAUUCUCUCCACUUAACAUAACAACCCCAAUCCUAUAAAUUUAUUUCAAGAUGUCUACCUCCAAAGCCACAGAAGUGCCUACAGAAAUGCCUGAAAAAAUCCCCGACCUUCCCCCAUCAUUCCAAGAAACAAUGGCCUCCUCACCACUCAUCUUCAAAACUCAAUUCGCCUGCAUGACCUUCAACAUGUCAGAUAGAAUCCGUCUCAUAAACUUCACAGAAGCAGAAGCAUCAGGCAUCAAAGAAGUCGUCACAGCGCGGUGGUCACUUGGUCUUGUGCAUGUGAAGCCAUAUGGGGAGUCAAUGGAGCUUUGGCUCCGUGGAAGGCCAUGGUCGCAUAGAGCUGGUGGGAAUGAUGAUUCCAGGAGGUUAGUAUUGGGAAUUUUGGAGAGACUGUUUGAUAUGGGUUGGGUAUUGCAAGGAUCAAUGGAAAUCACGCUCAAGUCUGAGAGCAAAGACUCGCUCAUUUUUCGAAAACAAGAUCCCAUCCCACCGCCCUGCGACUGGAUCUGCAUAUCCUUCGACAACAGCGAUAAAUUGAAGAUCGUAGACUCACCGCCCAAAGACCUCACAGACGCAAUCCUACAAACGUUUGGCCGUGAUGUCAGACGUAGUGAGAUUACAUCUGACAGGGUCAAGAUCCAUCUUAUGAACAUGCCGUGGAAUCCUUCGGGGACAGAUACUGUCACGACGAGAAUCAUACUGCUGAAGUUGAUUGAGACGUUGGAGAGAUGUGGAUUUACGAUUUAUGCUACGAUUGGGUCGAAGGGGGAGGACGAGGAGGGGGCUCAGGAUUUGUUGGUUUGUCAGAGGCAGAAGGGUUGGAUUCCUGGGGCGCCUAUAUGGCAUCGCUAGAGUAGAGAUGGAGGGAGAAUGAGUUCAGCCAACGAGACACGUCGAGUUAGGACGACGAGAAUACCACUCCAUUAUCUGCCAAGGUGAUGCAUCCCAAUAUAAAAAGAAAGCAGAAUAAUCAGGACAGGAGAGUAAGAUAUCUAAAUGACCACAACAAAAGAAGAGUCUUGAAGGGAUAU
Messenger RNA from Fusarium redolens, 1122 nucleotides. RefSeq lists its product as uncharacterized. The record is from RefSeq and is a predicted model, not a curated record. The transcript has 2 exons. Bases 140 to 943 code for a protein of 267 amino acids. Lineage: Eukaryota; Fungi; Ascomycota; Sordariomycetes; Hypocreales; Nectriaceae.